AUGAUAAGGAUAAACGAAGGAACCAUUUUAAAUGAUAAGUAUUCCCCAAACGCCCUUAUAAAUUACGAUGAAAAGGAUUGUAUACAUAAUAAAUUAGGUUCAUCUUUUCUUAAAAAUUACACAUUUUAUUAUUUGAAAAAUAAUGUAUUAAAUAAAGACAGUUUUGAUUUGGCAUUACAAAACUACAAACAUUUUUUCGAAAAUAAUAAGACCUUAUGUAUCCUUUCAAUUUUAAAUAUUUUAAUCAUUUUAUUUCCCCUUUUUUUAUACCUUAUAUUUUCUAUUGUUAUGAUACUUCCCGUUUUCUUUUUAUUAUGUUCACUAUUUUUUUGUAUGCUCCCAUUGAUAUACCCACUUAUUAAGGAUAAUAUUCAAAUAAAGAUAAAAGAAGAAAUAAUUUUUUGUUCAAGUAUAACUGCAGGAUCAUUCUUUUUUUUCAUUUCCAUAUUCUUUAUAUAUUUAAUACCUUUUAUUAACUUCUUUUUAUAUCCUUUUAAUGCUAUAUUUAUGCCUCUUGUUUCGACCCUCAUUUUACCCUUAAUCUUAUUUAUAAAUAUUUUAGCAUGUGUUAUUUAUUUAUUUCAAUACACAGAGGUAUUGUUGAGCAUAAAAUGUACAACAAAGAAUGUUUUUAGAAAUGUCUUAUUAAAAAUGUCCUAUUAA
Messenger RNA from Plasmodium gaboni, 663 nucleotides. RefSeq names its product putative membrane protein. Lineage: Eukaryota; Apicomplexa; Aconoidasida; Haemosporida; Plasmodiidae. The coding region runs from base 1 to 663 and encodes 220 amino acids. The transcript has 6 exons. The record is from RefSeq and is a predicted model, not a curated record.